GCAAAUGCUGCCAUCUUCCAGCUGUUUGCAAGAAAGUCUUUUUGUGAGAGCGGAGCUUCCAUAAUAGCGGAGAUCUGACGCCGACCAUCCCGCAUCAUCGCAACCACGAAGACACCAACUGUUCGCAAGUCAACCACAAGGGCACGAUCUCACGACUGCACGCCUCUCAUUCACCGAGAUUCUGUUAUGGCAGAGCUGAGCCCCCUAAAUGUGGUGAUCAACGAAAAGUCGGUGGAAUCAAAGUCCGCUGACGUGAAUGCAUCCCACGAACUCGAGACCGCCGCUCAAGGCCUGCACAUGCAACAGACACAACCAUUACCGCCACACGACGAUCACGCCCUUCUACUAGACUCGAAACUCUCACAGGAUCACCCUCAUCUCAACGGCGCAAUCAACAGAGAUGCAGACAAUGCGACGCCCGACCAACAUGGUUCCGACACUGAUUCCAGCCGGCCAGAUGGUCCCAAACUCGCUGUCAAGAAGCCUCUGUCGUUCAAGCCUGUAUCUAUCACAAAAUCCUUCCUGGCAAAGGCCGCUACAACUCCUGGAAAUACCCCUCCCCCGGUCAAGAUUGCUGAGAAGCCAUCCCCUCAGUUGGCUACGCUGCAACUGAAUGCGAAGCCCCGUCUGAUUGCGAAAACCGGUAGCAGCGGAUUGCGCGACGUUCCUCGGCCUCACCCAGGCGACGGCACAAGCACUCCGAAUGGUAGGACUGUGUGGAACAAGAACCAACCUGCGCCACCUGCCCCAGCCAAGCACUACACGGACGAAGAACUCAAGCAGAAAUACGGAAUUCACCUGGCCACACGUCUGGAAUCUGAAGAGGCAACCGAGCAGAAGGCAAAAUGGGCAGAUAUCGACGAGGAUGAAGAAGAGUGGACACCCGAGACAGUUGAAUGGAUGGACGGUACCAAAACCACUAUAAGUCAUGGCGACGCUGUUCCUCCUCAACCAGAGGUGAAGUCUUUGGAGAAGCCACAAGAAGAGCUGCCUCCUACUGCUUCGACCGCUCCUACGACACCUGCCACUUCUGCUGCCCCCGUGAAGCCUUCCAUGACCGCGCUCAAACGAUCGACUCUGGCCGCACAAACUCGCACUAUUCUGAGACCUGGAGCUGCACAGCAAGCGAAGCAAAUUGGCGCUGAUGGAAAGGCUACCCCGGACAGCAAGUCACCUAUGCUGAAGAACACUGCACCCGCACCCAUAAAAUCACCCUGGGCACCUCUUCCCCCAGUUGAGAAGGCCUCGCCUGUCACAGUCAACCCUCCGCCAGCUGCCCAGGCCGGCCCCAGAUUUACAAACAGAGAUCCCCAUGGAUUUGAUACUAUGUCUCAACCACCUACCCGCGAAAUGGCUACCGACACAUUUGACCGAUCCUGGAAGGAAGGCGAGAGAACGAAUAGGGAGCUUUUCAACUCGCAGUCAGGUCGUUAUGAGCCAGCCCCUGAGCACCGUAGAGGAUCACGCCAGCAGGAUCAAUACCACAGACAGCCCGCAGUUCUACAACGCCCUACUGCUGGAGCUGGUCCUGCAGAGCCCUCGGCCGCUUUCCAAGCUCGAACAAACUCUCAGACAGAGGGAAGUCCUUGGGGCCGCAGAAGAGGAUCCAGCGUCAGCGGAAACAUGCUUCGUGAUAGACGCAUGUCCAGUUCAAGCAGAGUGUUUGAUCCGGCCGAACCUUCUCCUGAAGCCGUGCCCGAAGGCAACGGGGAACUGCAACCCUCUGCCACAGCCCCAGAAGCUCCAAACCACCAGACCGAUGGACCCGCACCUAGCGCGGUAUCGAUCGAGGAAGAGCGCGAAAAACAGAAGAAGCUCAUGCAAGAGAAGCGCGAAGCCGCUGUCAGACGCAGACAGGAGGAAGAGCAACGCGAGGAGGCUGAGAGAAGAGAGAGGAUCAGAAAGAAGAUGGAGGCUCUAGGAAUGUCUCUCGAAAAGACGCCUUCUCAAGACAAACCAGAGAAGGUCGAGAAACAGCCUGAGGCACAAAAGCAAGCAGAUGCGCCUUCUGCAACUGCUUCAAAGGCCUCGCCGGAUAAGCCACCGGCCGCCGAGCUGGCUGCACCGAGGAAGGAACAACCUCGCACGGAAGCGCACGUGUCACCGAUCAAGCAGCUUUCACCGCGAAAGGAGAAGGCUGUCGAACCUUCACUUUCCUUCACUCAAAAUCCGACUCCCAUCACCCGCCCGACGCACGGGUCUCUUUCAUCACCUCAAUUGCCUGGUCUCCAGCAGCAUUCGCCGAAUGGUCCGACGCGCAGUCCUUAUCAACAAUCAUCGUUGCAAGGCAUGAAUACAUCCUCUUUCUCGUCGCCUGGCGACCAGAAAGCGCAACCUGCGCGCUUGCCAUCGAUCUCUAGCGGUGAUUCCUUCACGGCCACGCCUUGGGGCAGCACUAGCAUGACUUCGCACACGGCACCCAAUCUCUGGGGUCCUCCACCUAGCAAUAACAGACACAUCGGAAACGGCACCUUUGAUGCAGGCUACUCGAGCAUUUCUCCUAGUUCGCGCUCCCAACAUCAAAAUGCGCCCUUCGCCGCGCCUUUCAGCCGCCCCUAUCCUCCACGUGUUUCGCCUAACGCAUUCGGCCAGCCCGGUUCUGCGCAGCCUAACCCCAUGGAUCAGCAGUAUGGAUCUCUGUCUACCCUUGACGAGCGCAUGCCCGAGCCUGUCGGCGCCUCCGCACUCGCUGGCGCGUCACCUCUACCCGAGCCUGCACGCCUUGCGUACCCAACCCCCAUCGCUCCUCCACAGAAGACAACUCCUCGUCAACAGCCUCAUCGCGAUACUUCGGCAUGGACCAACUUCUCGAACAACGCUCAAGCUGCCAGAGAAGAAGCGCAGACCGCGGCGCGCUCCCAGGAUGAGAGAGCAAAACCCUCCGCGCCCCAGCAAGUCCGCCACGCCCACGCUCACGCAAACUGGACCGUCUCUGAGACUUUCAAGCAAACGCGACGUGGCGAAGACCGUUUCCCCGAAGACAGCACUCCCACACGUGCUGUUCCUCCCGGUCCCCAUCGAGCUGGCGCAAUUGGUUCCAUCCGUUCAGGCCCCCACAGAACACACCAGGUUGUACCAGGCCCCCUGUCGCCCAUCGCCCAACAGUCGAUGAACCAUCCUCCUCCUCCUGGCGGCGAGCAGUUGCACAUGGCAGGCGAAGGCAUAGUGCGCCUUCCUUCUGGUCCCUCAAACUUCUCAAGAGCCUUUGGCAGCCCCGGUCACGUCACCACUGGUGUAAGACUCCCUCCUCUUGCUGCAUAUGCCAGCAAUGCCCAGCCUUUGCCUCUUCCCAUUCAGCCAUCUACGCCUGGCUCGACUCAACAGCAAUCGAGAUUCUUCCCCUCUGCGCUCUACGGAGGAUCUCCACCUCCCGAGGAAGCUGACCAUCCAGUCUUUGGUGGCGACUCCAGGCAUCCUCACGUCAAUCUCCCAACCCCCAAACCCAAGGUCAAGCUGCCACCUGCCGCUGAAGUGGACCACGAGCAGCCGAGUCCAGUCACAAUGCCCCGCAGUGUGCAUUCAUACACGGCCGGUGCUGUCGGCGCCAGGCCUCUUGUUCAGACCCAGGAUUGGCAAGCCAGAUUUAACGGUCUGUUCGGUAAAGCUCAAGUCACAACUACAACUCCUCCAUCGCCGCCCAAGACGCCUCCAAAGGAGCAAGCACCCGCUCCUGCCGUCGCAUCCGUCUCUAGAAUAAGCUCGGAUACUGUUAUCGCGCAGAGCGCCACCACUGUCUCUCUGCCUCGCUCAUCUUCUCCUGUAUCUACCUACACAAAAAUCGUGUCAAAGCCCGGCGUUGACGAUAUCUUCGAUGGAGAACUUAGUUUCGGCUCCACUCCUAGAGUCUUCUUGCCCCGUGGCGUCACGUACCCCGAACCUCCUGCUACCGUCUCCACGCCGGUCAGACCGCACUCGAGAUUCCACAAGGCUGUAGAUCCUCAGUCGAAGCGCGUUUACUUGUUCCCCGACAAUGCAGCCCGCGACAUCACGGUCAACAUCAAGCUUCCACUGCCUUGGUUCGUCCGCAAAGAAGUGACUCUGUUCCGCAAGAACAAGGGAGCUCAAGGCCGCAAGAACUCUAGCAGACCUAACAACAAGGGCAAGCGUAAUGCCUCCAGCAAUACUGUCAACGAUACGCCUGAUACCGCAGCACCCAACGCUACUUCGGCCACCGGCAGCAAGCCCCAGAGCGUCCCAGAUACCACCGAGAAAGUCACGAAGACGCCAUUGACCGAGAACACUGUUGCUUCAAACUCAAACUCCGAAAAUGCUGGUCUCAAGAGGAAUCAGUGGCCCAAAGUGCCCAAAGUGCCUCGUGGUCGUGGCCGUGGCGCAUACAGACCAGAAGCCUAAACGAGCAACCUGCUCACAAUUGGUCGUUAAGGAGUUAUCAGUCACUGGAAUUUUAUCUCAGGCGCAACAAGGAGCUGUCUGACUAUUCGUUCUUCGCCCUUUCCCUUUCUUUUUACGCCCAUCCUCCUGCCAUGCUGGCGCUGUGUUUUUACACUUUUUACCCUCUGUCUUGGGUUUGAUGCACGGCUGUUGCUUUCACUUGCUAAGAUGCAGAUUCAUGAAAGGUCUUACUGCGGUCAGGUGAAGUGUAGUGCAUACAGCACUUUACGUUCAAGACUUCUUCUUCUUUGGUAUUGUCACACAACAAAUGAGUAGUGGGACUCGGUCCGACAUGACUUGCUUUACCAAUAAUAACAAAUGAAAUGAUCAUUAUUCAGAUG
Aureobasidium pullulans EXF-150 is the source of this 4733-nucleotide messenger RNA. RefSeq lists its product as uncharacterized. The transcript has 3 exons. The record is from RefSeq and is a predicted model, not a curated record. NCBI's taxonomy places the organism in Eukaryota, Fungi, Ascomycota, Dothideomycetes, Dothideales, Saccotheciaceae. The coding region runs from base 187 to 4353 and encodes 1388 amino acids.